AUGACACAACGACAAACAGGCUUGUUUACUUUGCAUUUGGUCUUCUUGUAUAUAACACUGUUUGUGAAUUUGACACUAGUCAUAACUGUUAUUCUGGAUAAAUCACUUCAUGAAUCUAUGUAUCUGUUUAUAUGCAGUUUAUUUGUAAAUGGAAUAUGUGGUGUUUCUGCUUUCUAUCCAAAGAUCCUUGCUGAUCUUUUAAGAGACUCCCACAUUAUAUCAUAUACUUUUUGUGAACUCACAUGUCUAACAGUCAUGGCAUAUGACAGAUAUCUAGCAAUUUGUAAGCGUUUGGAAUAUCUCUUCAUUAUGACUCACCAGAAGGUUGUGAAAGUGCUAGCUUUUAGUUGGAUCUUCUCCUUACUGCAAACAUCUAUUGGGGCUGUGCUGACAUCCAGUCAGACUUUGUGUGGUAGUGACAUUGACAAGCUGUACUGCUCUAACUGGGAGGUUGUUAAGCUAUCUUGUGCAGAUGUGACUAUGAACAAUGUUUAUGGCUAUUUCUUAAUACUUUCUCAGGUUUCCCAAAUUACAUUUAUCAUUGUGUCAUAUAUUUACAUAAUUAGAGCUUAUUUACAGUCCAAGACAGGGAAGGUUAAAUUCAUGCAGACAUGGCUUCCUCACCUAAUCACCCUAACAAACUUCUCUGUUUCUCUAAUCUUUGAUGUCAUGUUUGCCCGCUAUGGCAAAAGCCAAGCACAGCAAGCUCUGCGCAAUAUCUUGGGUAUGGAGUGUCUUGUUGUGCCUCCUCUCCUAAACCCUAUAAUAUAUGGAAUGAAACUGACCCAGCUGCGAUGA
This is a messenger RNA of Electrophorus electricus (electric eel), 798 nucleotides long. Its product is annotated as olfactory receptor 13D1-like. NCBI's taxonomy places the organism in Eukaryota, Metazoa, Chordata, Actinopteri, Gymnotiformes, Gymnotidae. The record is from RefSeq and is a predicted model, not a curated record. Gene Ontology annotation, molecular function: olfactory receptor activity; odorant binding. Gene Ontology annotation, cellular component: membrane. Gene Ontology annotation, biological process: G protein-coupled receptor signaling pathway; detection of chemical stimulus involved in sensory perception of smell.